Molecule: messenger RNA, 1326 nt
Organism: Aspergillus thermomutatus
Lineage: Eukaryota; Fungi; Ascomycota; Eurotiomycetes; Eurotiales; Aspergillaceae
Product: F-box domain and ankyrin repeat protein
Exons: 1
Coding region: 1-1326 (441 amino acids)
Molecular function (GO): protein binding
Source: RefSeq, a predicted model, not a curated record
AUGUCACAGCUUGAGCAGUUGCCUGCCGAAAUCCUCCUAGCGAUCUCUGACCACCUGGAUCCUCUAUCAGUGGCCAGUCUCAGCCAAACCUCCCGGAGAAUCAACGGUACGUUGCAACGUCCCCUGGCCAGAGCAGCCAAGCAGUAUGCCCUCCCGGAUGAAGCUGAGUACAAACAGCGAAUCAUAUUUGACGAGGAUGGUGGUAGGAUUCGUUUUCAUGAAUGGCCGUACCACUUGCCUCCCCAACGCCUCGUUCAAGCCAUCCGGGGUCAUCAGGUCAACAAGGUAAGAAACUACCUAGAAGCAGGUGUCGACCCGAACGCAUAUGACUUGGCCGGACAACGCAUGCUUUCACUGGCAGUCCGCGCCGACUGCGAGCCAAUCGUGGACCUUCUGCUCGAGCACGGUGCUAACCCUGCUUUGCACGACGUGUGCUCGCCAUAUAGCUCGCCUGUCGUUGACGCAACAAUUCUCAGCGAGGAGAUGGUCAAAAAGCUGAUCAGUGCAGGAGCCGAUUAUCAAGCAAAGGUCAUAGCCACCCUCGCUGGUCGUUGCAGUCUGGACGUCAUCAAACUCGCCAUUGACAAAGGUGCAGACUUUAGACAAAUCAGUUUUGAUGACCGGACUAUGAUCUACCAGACUCCAAACUUUAGACUCAGUUCUGAUGGCAGCACUGUGAUCCACCAGGCUGCAAAAAACAUUAACCACCCAGAUGUCCUUAUCUUCCUUAUUGAAAAGUACCCUGAGCUGCUUUCCUCCCAGACGACAAGUGGUGAGACAGCUCUCUGGUCAGCCCUCUAUGAGGGCAGUGCCGAACUCGCCAAAACUCUCAUCACAGCUGGUAUUGACAUCAACGUUAGGGACCACGCCGGCAAAACCGCCCUCCACGCCGCCCUCGAAUUCAGUGAGCAGGCGAUCUACCAAAGCAUGGAGUAUGUUGGUCGAGAAAUUGCGGAGAGAAGCCUAUCGAUCGCCACGGCGCUGCUCGAGCAAGGAAUCCAGGUUGGUAUCGCCGGUCAAUGGGGCUGCACGGAGCUCCACUAUGCGGUGCGCGAGAACAGGCACUAUUGGUUGGAGAAGAGCGUGCCGAGUGUCGUCCGUCUGCUGCUUUCCAGGAUUACAGUAGACGUCAACGCGGCAGAUGCUGGUGGCUGGACUCCUCUGCAUUCCGCGGCUAAAGUCGGCUGGCUGAAGGUCGUGAGGAUUCUCGUCGAAAAGGGCAAUGCAGAUGUCAACGCGAGGGAUAUUUAUGGUAAGACGCCUGCGGAUGUGGCAGGGAAAUUCGCUGGAGUUGUCAAAUAUCUCUCGCGGAGGGCGGCUAACUGA